CUGGCUGGACUUAGCGGUGCCCCCGCGACGCUGUGCAGGCUGCGAGCUCAUCAAGAGGGGAGCGACGGCGGCGGCAGUCAGCCUGACAAGGCUCCCAGAGCUGCAUUCCUUCAGUCUCCUUCCCCCUGCCUGUGUCCGGGAGCCUCGUGGGCAUCCUCAGCUUCUAGCGGGAAGAUGCGGUGUGGGGCCGGGCCUCUGGCCGUGGUGGCAGCAGUGUUUUGGACUCAGUGCAUCCUUCUGCAAGGGGUGGAUGCCAAGAAAGAGCGAAAGAGGCCAAAAGAGGCCCCUCCACAACACACAGAGGCAUUCAAUACAACUCUAUCCAACAGCGAAGAAGUUGGUGGAAGCAUCAAGCUUCCUGAUCAACAGAGGGUGGAUCCUCUGGGGUCGUGGAUGGAUUUUGUCAAAAGACCCGUUGGAAACUUUCACGGAAAGUGCCGCAAGCGCAAACGACCGCUGCCCGGCCCACCCGGUCCCCCCGGCCCUCCCGGCCCUCAGGGACCUCCUGGCUCUCCCGGGGCCGAAGUUACCCAGGACGUUCUCCUCAUGGAGUUUAAAGAAAUGAUUAAAGAGCGGAGAGCAGCUGCCCCCGACAGGCAGACCAGCCCCAGCCAGCUACCAUCGACCCUGCUCACUCUGGAGGGAAUGACCUACAGACGAAUAGACGAAGCUUUCCACUGCAAGCUCAAGGGACCCGUGGUGGUGGACAAGAAGACUCUGGUGGAGCUCCAGAACUUUCAGACGCCACCAGCUAAAGGAGCUUUCCUCAGAGGUUCUGGAAUGGACCAGUCCACCGGGAGGUUCACAGCUUCCAUCACAGGGAUCUACCAGUUCUCUGCUAAUGUCCACAUUGAUCACAACGAGGUGAAGAGGAGUAAGAGUCAACUCAAGGCCAGAGACAAUGUUCGGGUGUUGAUCUGCAUUGAAUCACUCUGCCACAGAUACACCUCGCUGGAGAUGAUCGUUGGAUUAGAAAGCAACAGCAAGAUCUUUACCGUCAGCGUUCAGGGGCUGCUGGAGCUACAGGCUGGCCAGUACACUUCUGUCUUUGUGGAUAACGCCGCCGGUGCUUCCAUAACAAUACAGAACGGUUCAGAUUUCAUGGGCAUUCUGCUUGGCGUAUAG
Menidia menidia (Atlantic silverside) is the source of this 1125-nucleotide messenger RNA. The record is from the annotation of a GenBank genome assembly. NCBI's taxonomy places the organism in Eukaryota, Metazoa, Chordata, Actinopteri, Atheriniformes, Atherinopsidae.